GGAAGUAGGGCUAGGAUGGACUGUUAACUGGGUUUAGGACUCUUCCCAAACAGCCUGCUGUGGGUCUGUCUGCCACACUGAAGAGGAAGUAGGGCUAGGAUGGACUGUUAACUGGGUUUAGGACUCUUCCCAAACAGCCUGCUGUGGGUCUGUCUGCCACACUGAAGAGGAAGUAGGGCUAGGAUGGACUGUUAACUGGGUUUAGGACUCUUCCCAAACAGCCUGCUGUGGGUCUCUCUGCCACACUGAAGAGGAAGUAGGGCUAGGAUGGACUGUUAACUGGGUUUAGGACUCUUCCCAAACAGCCUGCUGUGGGUCUGUCUGCCACACUGAAGAGGAAGUAGGGCUAGGAUGGACUGUUAACUGGGUUUAGGACUCUUCCCAAACAGCCUGCUGUGGGUCUCUCUGCCACACUGAAGAGGAAGUAGGGCUAGGAUGGACUGUUAACUGGGUUUAGGACUCUUCCCAAACAGGCAGUUAACCCACUGUUCCCCGGUAGGCCGUCAUUGUGAAUAAGAAUUAGUUCUUAACUGACUUGCCAAGUUAAAUAAAUCUCUCCUCUACUUUUAGCCUUAUCCACAGGCUAAACCGGUGCCCCAGAGUCGAAUCAUUGUAUCAGCAAGGUUCCUGAAACCCAUCAAAGAGCCCUGUUCGAUUUUCGUGGUAGCGAAUGGUGAUGUGUUGACCCCAGCAUUAAGACUGCUGAUACCCCAACGGAUACUGGGCCAAUACGACAGGGUUCUGGAGAUGAUCACUGACAAAAUGGGUUUGAGAAUCCUGGGCCUUUACACUUUUGAUGGAAAUCAUGUGAACGAGGGAAAGGACUUGGAGAGUGGACAGUUUUACGUGGCUGUUGGGAGAGACAAGUUUAAAAGACUUCCCUACAGUGACCUUCUGUUCACCAAACCAAGCGGCAUACGAAGGACGACAGGAUCCAAAGCUUCCUCAUUACCUCCCAUAUACACAUCUGGAAAGCAGAACAGAAACAGUUUGACGGUGCACCACAGUAAGUCUAUGUGGCGGUGCAGAGAGCCAGCAGACGCCAAGAUGUCUGCGCACGAUACGGACCGCACGUCGUCCAUCGUCAGGCAGAUCUCCCAGCAGAGACUCAUGAUCCUCAGGAAGAGGAGGAGUGGUCUCAGUAUCUCCCUGGGAACACAGGACAACGGUAGGAAUGACCUCUGA
Molecule: messenger RNA, 1185 nt
Organism: Oncorhynchus keta (chum salmon)
Lineage: Eukaryota; Metazoa; Chordata; Actinopteri; Salmoniformes; Salmonidae
Product: doublecortin domain-containing protein 2-like
Exons: 5
Coding region: 748-1185 (145 amino acids)
Biological process (GO): cilium assembly; dendrite morphogenesis; neuron migration
Cellular component (GO): kinocilium; microtubule; axoneme
Source: RefSeq, a predicted model, not a curated record